Molecule: messenger RNA, 2060 nt
Organism: Cuscuta campestris
Lineage: Eukaryota; Viridiplantae; Streptophyta; Magnoliopsida; Solanales; Convolvulaceae
Source: the annotation of a GenBank genome assembly
ACAUUAUAGGGAGAGAGGGAUUGUCAGCUGAAGAAUUGUUAGAGGUUGGGAGUUACAAUGCAUUGCUGCAGACUUCAUUGCCAGAACAGUUAAAGUUCUACAAGGCAGAGGAGGAGAGUUUUGAGUCAUCUCAUGAUGCAUUUCGAUCGGCGUUCCCUCGCGGGUUUGCGUGGGAGGUCAGUGCUGUAUACUCAGGGCCCCCUGUGGUUGCUUUCAAGUUCAGGCAUUGGGGUUAUUUCGAAGAUCUUUCAAAGGUCAUUCCCCUACUGGAGAGUUGCUUCAAUUUUAUGGGGUUGGAAUCAUGAAGGUUGAUGAAUCUUUGAGGGUGGAAGAAAUUGAGAUAUAUUAUGACCCAACAGAACUUUUCGGUGGGCUUUUGAAAGGAACACAAGUAUCAAGUUCAAGAGUUGAGAAGUGUCCAUUUCACAAGUAAAAGGGUUUGGUUGUCCCACUAAUUAAACCAAAUUCUCGUAUGCUACUCAAUAUGUGUUUCUCUCGCCCCGUGUUGUUAUCAAAUUUUACAAAUGUUUAACCUAAUGUUUGGAAUUACAUGUCUUCUAUGCAAAGAACCUAUUUUUAAGAACUAUACUAUGUGCUUUGUGUUCUGUUGGCGUAUAUUGUAUACAAAUGGGCUUAGACUUAGUCAAUAGGUCUAGGUUGUAGCUAUGUUUUUUGCACACAUCGCUCUCAUUUCUUUAGUUCUAUUCAAACUUAAUUUAUAUUUUCACAUCGCGUUUAUCUUUCCAUUUUUAGAUUUAAUUUAUACAUUGAAGUUAGUUUCAAAGAUCAUCCGCAGCUUCUGUACAUAUAUUUAUCUCUUUCUUAGCCUGGCCAAUGGCAGAAAUGAAAGAUGCACACGUCGUUGUUGAGAUCCCAGUAGAGGGUGAGAAUCAACAGAAGACAUCGUGCCUCGCAGCAAUCCAACACCACCCAUUAAUGGAGAUCUCGCGAAGCCCGGGCCAUCUCCUACUCCUCAAGCUCUGGCAGAGAGAGGAGGGCAUAUUCGGCCGCAAAAUCGCCGCAAAAGAGGCCCGGAUCGACUUCCUCCGGCGCGAGAUCUUCCAGAUCUGCUGCUCCUUCUUCGUGUUCUCCGCGAUCUGCUUCACGGUACUGUUCACGGCGUACUCGGAUGAGGGCAAAUCGCCCGGCGCCUGCCGGAAAGGGUGGAUCCCUUCGGCGGCACUCGCUUGCACUUCGCUAUUCGUUGCUUUUAUCGUACAUGUUAAGAUCUGCAGGUUCUGGAAGACGUGCGAGCAGCUGCAGAGGCUGAGGAGCGACGGCAGGUGCGUGGGGAGAUGUGUUCAGGAGCUGAGGAUGAAAGGGGAGAGCUUCGAUCUGUCCAAGGAGCCGGCGUUCGCCGGGAAGAAGAUGAAGAGCUCCAGCGUGGAGAUCCGGAUAUGGAAGAAGCCUCUCACUUGGUGCUCUCACUAUGCUGUGACCGUUUUCCUUGUUUGUUUUUCAGGUCUGCUCUUCACUGCCUCAGAGUUCAUGCGCAGCUGCUGAAGGGAAAUCUGGAGAAUCGAAUUCGUCACUCGCCCAGUGACGAUAUAAUGACUGCAAGCAGAGCAGAGGAAAUAGCUUGGAUUGCCCAAGUUUGAUGGAUCUAUAUGUGCUUUCCUGCAACUACCAAAUUUCUCUCUUAUUUUUAUGGCACGCGGAAGAGAGAGUGAACUGAAUCAACUCCUUGAUGCUGCUGCCUGAAGCAAUGAUUGAAAUUUGGAAGGGAAACGCAAGGAAGGGCCGGCGGCUUGGCAUUACACCCAACCAAAGUGAAUGCCGAUAUGCAAUUUACCCCAAUCUGCAGAGCUCUGGUGUCCAAAUAAAUAUCUUCAAACCCAGAAGGGACAUUUUCUUCCAACCAUUUCCUCAUAUUUGCAACGAGGAAGCUCCCAUCAUUCUAUAUCUUGGCUAUAGGCGAGGGUUUACAUUACAAACAAUGAUUAGAAACCAAAGUCAUGUUGAUGAAAGGUAGACUUAUAUAGAAAGAGUUAACUAAUACUCUGAAUCCGUGUACAUGUUUGACUUUUUUGAGUCAAGUUAAAUGAACUUUUAACUUUAAG